ACGGCGCAAAGGCCUGUUGGUGUUGGCCGCAAAACCAAAAGCCUGCUUUCUCCCAUCAACCAAAGCCCCCGUUGUGUGCCGUGACGAUGGCCUUCCUGAGACUCCCGCUGUUCGUUGUCGCAGUGGCGCUCGCCGCGGGGCUGGGCGGCAGCCCCGUCUGCGGCAAGCACAUCCGCACCGAGGGCAGCCAGCUCACAGGUGGGCAGGCACGCAUGCAGCACCAACGAGGCUGGUGCAUUGCAAUGUCACAGUGCACUCGUUGAUGCCGUUGCAUGCGCCCGUGAAUGAUGCAUUCAGAGGUGACCGUCAAGGGAUGCAAGGACGACGCCGAGUGCCCCAAGCACCCUUUCGAGACGGACAAGUGCUACAAGGAGGUCAACUCCUUCGGGAAAGUUUCCGCCGAGGGCCGCUGCAAGGUGCGAAUUCAAUUGUUUGAAUUACAGUAUUGAGGCAAUUGAAUCGUCAACCCGCAUGCGCAUUGACCGUCGCUUUGUGCCAUGCGUGCAUGGCAGGAGGUGACUAUGGCGACUACUGUGACACGUUUUUCGGGCACGGGUGUGGCUCGGGGCUGGUGUGCCUCCCGGUGGACUACCUCGAGCCCCUGUACAAGCUGAGGAAGCUCACCCGCACCUGCGUCUAACAUCACUGCGGCCAGCGAACGAAUUAGAAAACCGCCAUUUUGUUUUCCUUUUCUUUUGGCGGGGUGCUGAGUUGGGUGGAAGACACGAGUGAGCUGCAUGCAGUCUGUCUGUCUGUCUGAAUGUCUGUCUGUCUGUCUGUCUCGUCACGUGGGGGAUGUGUGUGUGUGCGCAGGGGGGAUGGGGGGGAUGAGCAGAGAGAGUAGCGAGGGCCGACAGGCACACCGAUUGACAGAGAGAACGAUGUCAUGCAGUAAUGAUGUGACAGGCGGGUCACAGCCGCGACACUUGCGGUCGAUCAUCAGCAGUUGGUAUCAAUGACAUUAUACAGACACACACGAGAAGUCAGGCUCCCCCACCCCGAG
Molecule: messenger RNA, 1003 nt
Organism: Vitrella brassicaformis
Lineage: Eukaryota; Vitrellaceae
Source: the annotation of a GenBank genome assembly